ACAGGAAUUGGCUUCAAGAGCGUGUUUCUGAUCACAGCUCAGCCUUACAUUUUUAGUAAUGGUUAUCAGAUAAGGUUCAGUGAAGAGCCUUGUAUGCAUUGCAAUCUUGGGUACAUUGUUCCUGAAUGGGUUGAGGAAAACCCAACUCCGUCUGACAUAAGACAGAUAUAUGGUUCUGGUUCUGCCCUUCCAACUACAACACUGAUCUUACCUCUAAAGCCUGACAAGGUCAAACCUGUGAAGCAGCAGCUCUCUAAAAUGCACCCUGAAGUUCUCUUAUUCCUUGCAAAGGUUAAGCGGCUCUCGGUUAGGGAAGUUAAUGAGGAUCCAAAGCUCAACACUGUAACCGCGAUAGCAAUAUCAAGUGAGAUUGAUUUUGAGACGCGGAAGAACAUUGAUGCUGAUUCCUACACGCUCCAUCUCUCUGCAGAAGAAAAUGGUAAUGAGUUGGAAACUGAAUGCAGCUAUUAUAUGUGGAAGCAGAAGUUU
Messenger RNA from Prunus mume (Japanese apricot), 489 nucleotides. The record is from RefSeq and is a predicted model, not a curated record. NCBI's taxonomy places the organism in Eukaryota, Viridiplantae, Streptophyta, Magnoliopsida, Rosales, Rosaceae.